This is a messenger RNA of Erinaceus europaeus (western European hedgehog), 1809 nucleotides long. It is a transcript of the gene RAD51D, whose product is annotated as RAD51 paralog D. Gene Ontology annotation, cellular component: replication fork; Rad51B-Rad51C-Rad51D-XRCC2 complex; centrosome. The transcript has 11 exons. NCBI's taxonomy places the organism in Eukaryota, Metazoa, Chordata, Mammalia, Eulipotyphla, Erinaceidae. The coding region runs from base 218 to 1279 and encodes 353 amino acids. Gene Ontology annotation, biological process: reciprocal meiotic recombination; DNA strand invasion; telomere maintenance. The record is from RefSeq and is a predicted model, not a curated record. Gene Ontology annotation, molecular function: ATP-dependent DNA damage sensor activity; four-way junction DNA binding; ATP hydrolysis activity.
CCUGAAACCUGGAAGCCGGAAGCGACAAAGCGGCAAAGCGGAGCGGCGCUACCGGGGUGGGCGGCCGGGCACUCGAGAGCCCGCGGCGGCUGUGCCCUUCACGCCGCUGCCCGCACUUUUCCAGAAAGGGGCGCCGAAGGGCGUCUGGUUGGGGCCCCACGGAUGCCCACAGCAGGAGCAGCCCCGAGCCCAGCGCCGCCCCGGGCCCACGGGGAACAUGGGCGUACUGAGAGCCGGGCUGUGCCCGGGCCUCUCCCAGGACAUGGUCCAGCUUCUACGGAGCCGCGGGAUCCGGACAGUGGUGGACCUGGUUUCUGCAGACCUGGAGGAGGUAGCGCAGGCCUGUGGCCUGUCCUAUAAGGCCCUGGUUGCUCUGAGGCGGGUACUGCUGGCUCAGUUCUCAUCUUUCCCCUUCAAUGGCGCCGAUCUCUACGACGAACUGAAGAGCUCCACUGCCAUCCUGUCCACCGGCCUUGGGAGCCUGGACAAACUUCUUGAUGCUGGCCUCUAUACUGGAGAAAUGACUGAAUUUGUAGGAGGCCCAGGUAGUGGCAAAACCCAGGUAUGUCUUUGUGUGGCUGCAAACGUGGCCUGUGGUCUGCAGCAGAAUGUUCUCUAUGUUGACUCUAAUGGAGGGCUGACAGCCUCCCGCCUCCUCCAGCUACUUCAAGCCAGAACUCCUGAUGAAGAGACACAGGCCAGAGCCCUCCAGAGGAUCCAGGUCGUGCAUGCGUUCGACAUCUUCCAGAUGCUGGCUGCGCUACAGGACUUCCGGGCCACUGUGGCUCAGCAGGUGAGCAGUUCUUCAGGGACUGUGAAGGUGGUGAUUGUGGACUCAGUCACUGCAGUGGUCUCCCCACUUCUGGGAGGUCAGCAGAGGGAAGGCUUGGCCUUGAUGAUGCAGCUGGCCCUAGAGCUAAAGACCCUGGCCCGGGACCUUGGUGUAGCGGUGGUGGUAAGGAAGGACAGAGAGAAACUGAGGGGAGAAAGUGAGAUAGAAUAUCUGCAGCACUGCUACACCACAAGUGAAGCUUCCCCCCUGAAGGUGACUAAUCACGUGACCAGAGACAGGGACAGCGGAAAGCUUAAACCUGCCCUUGGACUUUCCUGGAGCUUUGUGCCCAGCACUCGGAUUCUCCUAGAUCUUGGCGAAGGGACAGGAGCAUCAGGCAGUUGGCGCUCUGCAUGUCUGACCAAAUCUCCCCGUCUGCCAAUAGGUUCCCAGGAGAUGGUGGACUUUGAGAGCUGGGGGGCUCCAGAACAGAGCCCAACAUUAUAGGGAGACCCAGUAUGACUGUACUGUCAAUAGAAAUGGGAGAAGCAUGGAGUCUUUUCUGUUCCCUGCCACUCAGCACUUAGGGUGGCAAUAGAAGUUCUCAGGCUGAGAAGAAAUGACAUCUUGGUUUCCUCAGCAACUCUCUCUGAAACUGCAAGCCAGAGAGGAUAUUGUGGUGGAGACACCAAGACGUUCAUAAUGAUUGAUGCCUUUGUUUCUACUACACAUUUCCAGUGGGAGCCAAGUUCACCCUGGCUUGAUGUAUGUCUGGAGAAAUCUUUAGAGACUACAUGGGUGACUACAUGGGUGACUAUAGGCACCAUCAUGUCUGUGGUCCAUCCUAGCCCAGUGGCGGAGCCAUGAAGUCUUGAACUUUCUUUUGCUUGUCUUUUUUGUUAAUGUUGCCUCUGUUUUUCCAUCUGUAAAAUAGGGUUGCCUUUCCCUUAGCUGUCUCUGAACUGCUGGCUGGAACUUUAUACAUGCAAAAUUCUUCAUCUGUUUCCUACCUUAAAAAUAUAAGAAAUUUUCCUGAA